UCCGCAAACUUGGAAGCGGCUGUGAGUUGUUGUGUAUUAUGUUGAGCGGGGGGAUGAGCCCCGGCCCGCCGCGCUUUAUUAUGCCUCCUCUCCCGCCUUCACCUCAUUUAUUUAUACCGGACCGAAGCCUAGAGCUGAAAGAAGUGCGAAUGAUUCGGUUAAAAGGAGAGGUUUAGUUUUUUUAAGGCUAGUUUUUUUCUGGGGCGGCUGCGGCUGCUGGAGGGGGUGCUGGGCGGUAAUGGAUCCGCGGGUAUCGGAGCUUUUUGGUGCAGGUUCCGCUUUUAAAGCCGGUUCUCAAGGAGGCGGUUCGGGCUCCAAUAACGGUGCUGCUGGGGCGCUUUCGAAAAAAGCAAUUUGUAAGAAUGCUAAAAAGGCGAAGAAUCGGUCGGGACGGCACCCCAAACUCAGCAAUAACCCACCUUAUCUACCUCCAGAGAUUGAAGAGGGGAACGUCGAGUACAAGCUAAAGCUGGUGAACCCCACGCAAUAUCGUUUUGAGCACCUAGCUACACAAAUGAAAUGGCGUCUCCAGGAGGGCAGGGGAGAAGCCAUAUACCAGAUCGGGGUGGAGGACAAUGGGCUGCUGGUCGGCUUAUCAGAGGCGGAUAUGAGAGCCUCUCUCAGGACUCUUCGACGAAUGGCUGAGAAGGUGGGUGCAGACAUCACAGUUCUCAGAGAGCGGGAGGUGGAAUACGACUCUGAUGAGAUGCGGAAGAUAGCAGAGGUCCUUGUCAGAAAAGUACCGGAUGACCAGCAGUUCCUGGACCUUCGGGUAGCUGUGUUGGGUAACGUGGACUCGGGGAAGUCCACUCUGCUAGGGGUUCUUACUCAAGGGGAGCUGGAUAAUGGCCGGGGCAGAGCACGGCUCAACCUGUUCCGACACCUCCACGAGAUCCAGACAGGAAGAACCUCCAGUAUCAGCUUUGAAAUCCUGGGCUUCGAUAGCAAAGGAGAGGUGGUAAAUUACAGUGAGUCCCGGACAGCAGAGGAGAUCUGCGAGAGUGCCUCAAAAAUGAUCACAUUCAUCGACUUGGCAGGUCAUCAUAAAUACCUGAAGACUACCAUCUUUGGCCUUACCAGCUACUGCCCUGACUUUGCCAUGCUAGUGGUCAGCGCAAACACAGGCAUAGUGGGAACCACGCGGGAGCACCUGGGUCUGGCCAUGGCCCUGAAGGUGCCCAUCUUCAUUGUGGUCAGCAAAGUGGACCUGUGCACCAAAGCCACAGUGGAGCGCACCGUCCGGCAGCUGGAGCGCAUCCUCAAGCAGCCCGGCUGCAACAAGGUUCCCCUAGUAGUGUCCAGCACAGACGAUGCGGUCACUGCUGCCCAGCAGUUUGCCCAGUCGCCCAGGUACCUCACAACUCUUAACACUACCUCAAAGCCACCUGUCAACAACAAUAAACCCAGCAUCACGCCAAUCUUCACGCUGUCCAGCGUGUCGGGGGAGAACCUGGAACUGCUGAAAGUGUUUUUUAACAUCCUGCCUCCCCUCAGCAAUAGCAAAGAGCAGGAGGAGCUCAUGCAGCAGCUCACAGAGUUUCAGGUCGAUGAGAUUUACACAGUGCCUGAUGUUGGGACCGUGGUUGGUGGAACACUGUACAGUGGUAUCUGCCGUGAGGGGGAACAGCUGGUGGUCGGCCCCACAGAUGAAGGCCAGUUCCGGGAGCUGACGGUGUGCAGUAUCCAGAGGAACCGCUCUGGGUGCAGGGUGCUCCGAGCAGGACAGGCAGCUACUUUGGCACUGGGUGAUUUUGACCGCUCAUUACUACGAAAGGGAAUGGUGAUGGUGAGUCCAGAGAUGAACCCCACCAUCUGCUGGAUGUUUGAGGCUGAGAUCGUCUUGCUUUUCCAUGCCAAAACCUUCCACAAGGGCUUCCAGGUGACCGUGCACGUUGGUAAUGUGAGACAGACUGCCACAGUGGAGGCUCUGCAAGGGAAGGAGGAGCUGCGCACCGGAGAGAAAGCAGUGGUGCGAUUCAAGUUCAUCAAGCACCCAGAAUACCUCAAAGUUGGAGCCAAGCUGCUCUUCAGACACGGAGUAACCAAAGGCAUCGGACAGGUCACCAAACUCCAGCCUCUGUCUCAAUAUCAGCACCACUCUUAGAGUCACCCUCUCUCUAUCUCUCUGUGUCUCUCCUUCUUUCGUUCUUUCUCUCUCCUAGCUCAGAGGACCUAGACACAGUCUACCAAAUUUCAGUAAACCUCCGGUCAGCCUCA
Molecule: messenger RNA, 2217 nt
Organism: Astyanax mexicanus (Mexican tetra)
Lineage: Eukaryota; Metazoa; Chordata; Actinopteri; Characiformes; Acestrorhamphidae
Gene: gtpbp2a
Product: GTP binding protein 2a
Exons: 12
Coding region: 239-2104 (621 amino acids)
Biological process (GO): translational elongation
Molecular function (GO): GTPase activity; translation elongation factor activity; GTP binding
Source: RefSeq, a predicted model, not a curated record